GGCUCAGUUGCAGUUUGAAGUUGAACUCUAGAAGAUCGACGGAAGGGCACAGCAGCGCCGGAUUUGUGUGUGUAUUUUUUAUGUUCGCUACAGUGACUCGUGGUGUAACUAUUAGUGGUUUUCUUCGUCACACUUCAACGGCAAGAAAGUGUGUGAAAACGAGAGAGAGGAGAGGUGAAUCAAAAGCUAAAGAAACAGUAUACUUUAAGGGAGCAAACGACUCCACAGACCGCAGUGAUCACAAUUGAACAAGGUGGUAGCAGAAAAAAUAAUAAUAAAAAAACACACACACACACUGCCCAACGGCAGCCGAACGAAAAUCAGGGGAGAGGGUGGCCAACCCCACAGCGUAAGGCCAACAAUUUUUUUUUUUGUUGGUUUCGGCUCGUCUCAACUGGCCACCGCUGCUACCUGGUGGUGUGGUUUGUGUAGUGGGUGAAAGAUGCCUUUACACCGUGCGGUGGUGUUCUUGGGCCGCAACGAACCUUCCGGUUGGCGUAGUCCGUGCGUACAGUUUCAGCCCCUGACGAUCGUGUUUUGACGCCACCUUUUCACGGGCUGUUGGUUGAGGAAAAUAGCGCAGAGCAGGGAACGCAUCAGCGUUUGGUAGUGGUUAACGUAUUUGAGUGUUUGAAAUUGUACGGCGGAGAGCAAAGUGUCGUUUUUGGUGUACGAAAAAAAAAAACGGUGAAAAUAGUGCAUUCGCGUUAGUGAAAGAUCUUUGGGUUUGAAUGUGUUUUUUUGAAGUGAAUUUUUCCCCAAAGAUUGUAUUCGAAUCUUGGUGAACGUGGAAUGCGAUGUUGCGUACUGUUGCGCGCGUGUGAACAAGUGUUUUUUGUUGUGCUGCAGUGCUGUGAGGAAGAAUAGCAAGUGAAGUGUGUUCGUGUGAUUAUUUUUUUGUUGCGACUACAAAGCCAAAAUCAUCUUUCAAGUUGGUCGAAAAACUUAGCUUUCUGAUUCGAUUCAGUUCGAAGCACGAAUAGGAAGCAGUUUCUGCUUGUAAUGAGUGAGUUUUGAAGGGAAACAAAUCAGUUUAAAAAUAAAAGCAUUUAAGUCUAAUAAAAGGCUAUAAAACACAGCUUCAAUGGUGAAUGUAAUGCACUUUGUGAAGUGUCUCUGUGCGAGAAGAAAAACAAUUCAUCGAAGCCGGAAUUAAAACAUCGACCAUCUUUCCCAAAACCGUUCAACUGACACUUGUUGCUGCAAAGCAGUUUGGAUUUUGGCGCCCAUCGAACGCGAUUCAGUUUCGAACGCCAAUCCGAGAACGACCAACCGGUGUGCUAUGGAACGGGGCAACCCACAGUACUGCCAGAUGAGACUAGUGUCACAAGAAGCCGUGAAACAAGUGGCCACCGAGUGAGUUUGUGCGACAGGUCGAACGACGAGCAGGGUAGAAUAUUCGGUAUAAGGGAAGCAAGAAAAAACCCACCAAACAGCAGCAGCAGCAGCAACCUGUUGCACCCAAGUGCGCUCGUGUGAGUGAAAGGGCAAGGGAAAGGAAGAGAAAGAAGAAGAAGAAGAAGAAACGGGGGUACAAGUGAGGUAUACACAAGUGAUAAAACGCAGUGAAGAUGGGUGCGUACGGGGUGAGGCUGGUGACGGCGGCCCUACUGCUGAGCGUGCUGUUUGCGACGGGCAGCUGCUACAUGCGAGACUUUGCACACAAAAACGAGAUCAACGAAAUGAGAGUAUGCAUCGGUACGAAUGGGCGGAUGUCGGUGCCGGCGAACCGCGAGUAUCAUUACAAAAAUUUGCGCGACCGCUACACCAACUGCACGUACGUGGACGGCAAUCUGGAGAUCACCUGGAUCCAGAACAUCACCGAUCUGAACUUUCUCCAGCACAUCCGCGAGGUGACCGGGUACGUGCUGAUCAGCCAUAUCGAUCUGCCGCAGGUGAUACUGCCCCGGCUGCAGAUCAUCCGCGGCCGGACCACCUUCAAGCUGAACAAGUGGGAGGAAGCGUACGGGCUGUUUGUGUCGUUCUCGCACAUGAACACGCUGGAGCUGCCGGCACUGCGCGACAUUCUCGGCGGGUCGGUCGGAUUCUUCAACAACUACAAUCUGUGCCACAUGAAGUCGAUCAACUGGGAGGAGAUACUGUCGGCACCGCAGACGAGCAUGCAGUAUACGUUUAACUUUUCGUCGCCCGAACGGGUGUGCCCUCCGUGUCAUCCGUCGUGUGAGGUGGGAUGCUGGGGAGAGGGCGCCCACAACUGUCAGCGGUUUAGCAAGCUGAACUGUUCGCCGCAGUGCUCGCAGGGACGCUGUUUUGGGCCGAAGCCUAGGGAAUGUUGCCAUCUGUUCUGUGCCGGCGGUUGUACCGGUCCGACCCAGUCCGACUGUUUGGCGUGCAAGAACUUCUACGACGAUGGCGUCUGCAAGCAGGAGUGUCCACCGAUGCAGAUAUACAAUCCAACGAACUACUUCUGGGAACCGAACCCAGAUGGGAAGUAUGCAUACGGUGCAACCUGCGUACGGAAAUGUCCCGAGCAUCUACUCAAAGACAACGGUGCGUGUGUGAGAAAGUGUCCAAAAGGGAAGAUGCCACAAAACAGUGAGUGUGUGCCGUGUAAGGGCGUCUGUCCAAAGACUUGCCCCGGCGAAGGCAUCGUGCACUCGGACAACAUUGGCAACUACAAAGACUGUACGAUCAUUGAGGGAUCGCUCGAGAUUCUCGACCAAUCGUUCGAUGGGUUCCAGCAGGUGUACACGAACUUCUCGUUCGGCCCGCGGUACAUCAAGAUCGAUCCGGAUCGGCUGGAGGUGUUUUCCACGGUGAAGGAGAUUACGGGUUUCAUCAACAUUCAGGCACACCAUCCGAACUUUACCACGCUCAACUACUUCCGCAAUCUGGAGGUGGUCGGUGGCCGUCAGCUCAAGGAGAAUCUGUUUGCCUCGGUGUACAUUGUGAAGACAUCACUGAAAUCGCUAGAACUGAAGUCACUCAAGCGCGUCAACUCGGGCUCGAUCGUGAUACUGGAGAAUAGCGAUCUAUGUUUCGUGGAGGACAUUGACUGGAGCGAAAUCAAGAAGAGCUCGGAUCACGAGGUGAUGGUGCAGAAGAAUCGUAACGCUACCGAAUGUCAUGAAGAAGGAAUGGAAUGUUCGGAGCAAUGUUCCAAGGCUGGUUGCUGGGGUAAAGGACCAGAACAGUGCUUGGAGUGUAAGAACGUUAAGUACAAAGGAAAGUGUUUGGAUAGUUGCAAGAGCUUACCAAGACUGUACUCAGUGGACUCAAAGACUUGCGGUGACUGUCACCAGGAAUGUAAAGACUUCUGCUACGGCCCGAACGAGGACAACUGUGGCUCGUGUAUGAAUGUGAAGGAUGGUCGAUUCUGUGUGGCAGAGUGUCCCACCACGAAGCAUGCGAUGAACGGAACCUGCAUCAACUGUCACAAGACGUGCGUUGGAUGUCGUGGUCCGCGGGAUACGAUCGCACCGGACGGUUGCAUUUCGUGCGAUAAGGCAAUCAUUGGUAGUGAUGCGAAGAUUGAGCGCUGCCUGAUGAAGGAUGAAUCUUGUCCAGAUGGCUACUACAGUGACUACGUACUCCAAGAGGAAGGCCCACUGAAGCAACUGUCCGGCAAAGCGGUCUGCCGCAAGUGUCAUCCGCGCUGCAAAAAGUGCACCGGCUACGGGUUCCACGAACAGUUCUGCCAGGAGUGUACCGGCUACAAGAAGGGCGAACAGUGCGAGGACGAAUGUCCGCAAGACUUCUACGCGAACGAAGAGACACGCAUCUGUCUGCCCUGCCAUCAGGAGUGUCGCGGUUGUCACGGACUCGGGGACGAUCACUGCGACGAGUGUCGCAAUCUGAAACUAUUCGAGGGCGAUCCGUACGAUAACGCAACCACGUUUACGUGCGUUUCCAACUGUCCGGCGUCGCACCCGUACAAACGGUUCCCUCAGGAGGCGGGCAAGAUUGGACCGUACUGCUCAGCUGACUCCAUGCAGAGUGGGCUACGCAUUGAGCCGCAAACGCAGGUCAAGAUUGUGAUGGGCAGUGUAAUGGCGCUGAUACUGCUGUGCGUAGUAUUCGGGAUUGCGUUUGUACUGUUCAGCCGACACAAGAACAAGAAGGAUGCGGUCAAGAUGACGAUGGCACUGGCGGGCUGUGAAGACUCGGAACCAUUGCGACCAUCGAACGUUGGGCCUAACCUAACGAAGCUGCGCAUUAUUAAGGAGGCGGAGAUACGGCGUGGUGGUGUGCUCGGGAUGGGAGCUUUUGGACGCGUGUUUAAGGGCGUUUGGAUGCCGGAGGGUGAGAGUGUAAAGAUUCCGGUCGCGAUCAAGGUGCUGAUGGAGAUGUCGGGCUCGGAGUCGAGCAAAGAGUUCCUGGAGGAAGCGUACAUUAUGGCGUCGGUGGAGCAUCCUAAUCUACUGAAGCUAUUGGCUGUUUGUAUGACCUCGCAGAUGAUGUUGAUCACGCAGCUGAUGCCGCUAGGCUGUCUGUUGGAUUAUGUGCGCAACAAUAAGGACAAGAUUGGUUCGAAGGCACUACUCAACUGGUCGACACAGAUCGCUCGCGGUAUGGCGUAUCUGGAGGAGCGACGACUUGUACAUCGUGAUCUUGCCGCGCGUAAUGUGCUCGUGCAGACACCUUCCUGUGUUAAAAUCACCGACUUUGGUUUGGCGAAGUUGCUUGACUUCGAUUCGGACGAGUAUCGGGCGGCCGGUGGCAAGAUGCCGAUCAAGUGGCUGGCCCUAGAAUGUAUCCGUCAUCGCGUCUUCACCAGCAAGAGUGACGUAUGGGCGUUCGGUAUAACGAUCUGGGAGCUGCUAACGUACGGCGCUCGUCCCUACGAGAACGUGCCCGCGAAAGACGUCCCCGAGCUGAUUGAAAUCGGCCACAAGCUACCACAACCGGACAUCUGCUCACUGGACGUGUACUGCAUACUACUCUCCUGCUGGGUGCUGGAUGCUGACGCUCGGCCCACCUUCAAGCAGCUGGCCGAAACGUUCGCCGAGAAGGCGCGCGACCCGGGCCGGUACCUGAUGAUCCCGGGCGAUAAGUUUAUGCGCCUUCCGUCCUACACCAACCAGGACGAGAAGGAUCUGAUACGCACGCUCGCGCCGGUCGCGAUGGCUGCGGCGGCAGCGGCUGCGGCCGCCGGUGCCUCCAACGUGGACGUGCCGAGCACGAUCGCCGAAACGGACGAGUACUUGCAGCCAAAGACGAGACCGUCGAUCAUGUUACCGGGACCGUCGGCGGUCGAACCGUCGGACGAGAUGCCCAAGUCACUGCGCUACUGCAAGGAUCCGCUCAAGCCGGACGACGAGACGGACGGGCACGGUAAGGAGGUCGGUGUCGGUGGUAUCCGGCUCAAUCUGCCGCUCGACGAGGACGACUACCUGAUGCCAACCUGCCAAAGCCAAAACCAGUCCACGCCGGGCUACAUGGAUCUGAUCGGUGUGCCGGCGAGCGUCGACAAUCCCGAGUACCUGAUGGGCUCGACGCAAGCGAUCGCCGGGCUGGCGCAAGGGUCGAUGGGCCCGCAUACACCACCGCCACCGAACACGCCGAACGGUAUGCCCACGCACCAGCACUCUCAGAUUCAGCUGCAGCCGAUACAGCAACCGCUGCAGACGCUGCAACAUCAGUACCAGCAGCAGUUGCAGCAACAGCAGCAACAGCAACAGCAACAGCAUCAACAGCAUCAACUACAACACCAUCAUCAGCCGCAACUCUCCCAAUCCUCUCACCACUCGUCCUCUUCGCACGGCGGCCCUACCCCUUCCAUCAUCAGCCAUACGCCGUCGCUCAGCAGCGCUAGCGGCAGCAUCGGACCAAAGUCGGCCGACCAGCCCGGAGCUGCCGCCGGUCUGCACCAUCAGCAGCCAUCGUCGCCGCCGACGCAAACGAUCGGCAUCCCGCUGUCACCGACGGAGACGGAGGCGACCUCCUCCGAGCACGAGUACUACAACGAUCUGCAGCGCGAGCUGAUACCGCUGCACCGUAACGAAACGACUGUCUGAGAACACGCCGCGCACACUGCUUGCCACAGAGAGGACUGAGAAAAGUAGACAGCAUUGUCUGUCUAGAUUGACGUACAUCGAAGCCGACGGGGAAUGAUAGCGUUAUCAAGUUGGAACUGUUUGCCUCUAGAAGGUGUUUAGAGUAAGCGUAUAUUAAGCAGAGUAGCAGUAGUAGUUCCCUUUGUGAAAAUGUGCCUUUUUCGGUAGUGGAAGUAGGAUUUGGCGUCAAAAUUCUUUUCCAUCUUAUCAGUGCAACUAUUGUAUCCAUGUAUGGCUCCCUUAGUGAUAGUGAAUAGGGUUUGAGGAGUGUACAGGACCCUGUAGAUAAGAGCUGGCGAGCUGGCACAUAUACCGCGUACAUAGCUAUUAGAAGGGUAAGAAGCUAGCGUAUAACACCCGGUACUUAAAACAAGAAAGUCACCAGAUACAAAAUCCACAAAUGAAGUGAUUAGAACAAUAUAACGUAGUAUAGUACAACGUUGAAAGCAAAAGUAUGGCUGCCUGGGUGAGGGAGAUACGAAAGCUUACAAAAACUCCCACAAGCCGUGUGCUGCCAUGUUUCUGUGUCGAGAGAAGAUCAUCUGAUCAGCGCCCUAGAACGAUUAGCCUCCCGACGAAGCCGAUGAUGAGUUUAUUUCAUUGGAAUACCUGUGAUACUACUUUUAAAUUUUGUACUUUUAAAACGAACAAACGUGUGUGUUUGUCAGUUUUGUUUUUAAACAGUAAGCGCUUUUUGGGAUGUUGUACACCGUGGCAAGGUGACAACUAUCGCCGGGGAGCGGGAGGCGAAUACUAACUGAAGAAUCGUCGAAGCAAUCGGGCGCGCUUGAUCGAGCAGUUAAACGACUGAGAUCGAACACAGAACCCACACAUAGUAACGAUGAUAAUUGCAAUGAAUAGAUUUCCUGUAAGUGUGUCCAGCUUUUUUUAAAAUGAAAACGAAGAAAGCUCUCAACAGCUGAUAACCACCCAGAACGAUUUUAGUGUGAACGUACGAUUACUAUAACAUUUAACAAUCACUUACCUUGGCACCAUGGCUGUCCCACCUGUAUACUUGCCUGCAUCUACCUUAUGCUACUUAAACAAAUCGCCCCACGAUCGUUCGUUCUAUUUUUAUGUGUACUUUAGACUGUUGUGUUUUUGCCUCGGGGCUCGCAUUCGUCGGCCUCGUCGCGUCCUUGUGUACUCCUCACAUUGUUGCCACUUGCUGUUCCAGCAAUAUUAGCUUAACAGAGCGUAACAGAGCAAUUCAACAAAACAAUAUUCGGCUACGUACUAUUAGCUAUUAGCACUAAGCAGUUGUGUUUUAAGCAGGUGAUGUGUCUAUGACUGUACAUACAGGCACGGUGCACUGUAAAGCCCAAAUCGAAUAACUGUACUUGUACUCUUACCUUGUGUAGGCUUGUAGGGAUUAAUAGAUGGAAGGUCACCAUGUAAAUAGGGUUUAGUCGGUAUAGAUUAGUAGAUAGGAGGAAAAGUUAAAAGAAGUUAAUGGGGAGAUAUCGUAUGCAUACAUAUAGGAACUGAGCUCAAUUUUAGACGAGCUUUAAGUGAGGGCUCGAAACGCCAGAUCGUCGUUUUAGUGUAUGUAAAGUGUAAAACAUAAAACCACGAAUGUCGAAUGCCAGGCACAUUGAAGCAGAUUUUAAGCACACAAACCAGAGAGAUGAUGCCAAUCCCAGGCUGCCUAUCUGGAGGUAUAUUGUUGCCCCUCACACACACACUCACGCACAAACUGUCCAGGGAAGCGUAAACAGAAAAGCAAUAGUAGAAGUACAACGAAUCGAAGCUCCACUUCCGGCAGAACGAUACAACAAUAGAGACGCGCAUACUUAUUACGAAAUCGUGCCAUUGUGAAGUCGUCUACGUCUGAAGUGUGCGUUUUUGCUGGAGAUGGUGUUAGUUGAUAGAAGAGCGUG
This is a messenger RNA of Anopheles merus, 7897 nucleotides long. RefSeq names its product epidermal growth factor receptor (gene Egfr). The record is from RefSeq and is a predicted model, not a curated record. Bases 1572 to 5978 code for a protein of 1468 amino acids. Gene Ontology annotation, biological process: multicellular organism development; positive regulation of cell population proliferation; cell surface receptor protein tyrosine kinase signaling pathway. The transcript has 7 exons. Gene Ontology annotation, cellular component: signaling receptor complex; basal plasma membrane. NCBI's taxonomy places the organism in Eukaryota, Metazoa, Arthropoda, Insecta, Diptera, Culicidae. Gene Ontology annotation, molecular function: transmembrane receptor protein tyrosine kinase activity; ATP binding.